This is a messenger RNA of Spea bombifrons (plains spadefoot toad), 4368 nucleotides long. It is a transcript of the gene NPHP3, whose product is annotated as nephrocystin 3. The record is from RefSeq and is a predicted model, not a curated record. Gene Ontology annotation, molecular function: protein binding. Lineage: Eukaryota; Metazoa; Chordata; Amphibia; Anura; Pelobatidae. The transcript has 28 exons. Bases 75 to 3977 code for a protein of 1300 amino acids. Gene Ontology annotation, biological process: determination of left/right symmetry; kidney development; convergent extension.
CUGCUGAACUUACCAAAGAUGCUGCUCAGAGGAAUUGUAGAUAAUGUUUAGGUUGGUGUCCUAGCCUUACCAUCAUGGGGACGGCAUCAUCCCUGGUGAACCCAGGAGAGGUCAUUGAGGACACGUAUGGUGGAGGUGGAGGUGAAGCUUGUGAGAUUCCAGUAGAAGUGAAGCCCAAAGCACGACUCCUGAGAAGUUCUUUUAGACGUGCUCCAAGAGUCAUCGGUGCUAGCUUCAAAUCCACAGCCUCUGUAGACCUUGAAUAUGCUGCUGAAUAUGAAAGGCUGAAGAAGGAGUAUGAGAUCUUCAGGGUCAGCAAGAACAAUGAGAUUGCCGCCAUGCAGAAGAAGGAGGUGAAACUAGAUGAGGAGAACAAAAGAUUGAGAGCAGAGUUGCAGGCCCUGCAGAAAACGUACCAGAAGAUACUGAGAGAGAAAGAGAGUGCAGUCGAAACUAAAUACCAGGCCAUGGAAAGAGCUGCCACUUUUGAACACGACAGGGACAAAGUAAAGAGACAGUUUAAGAUUUUCAGGGAAACUAAAGAAAAGGAGAUCCAGGACUUGCUGAGGGCAAAACGAGAACUUGAGGCUAAAUUUCAGAGGCUGCAGGCCCAGGGUAUCCAGAUGUUUGAUCCAGGAGAGUCAGAUUCGGAUGACAAUGGCACUGAAGUAACUGUUCCUGGGACCCAAUGUGACUUUUGGACCGGUGGAGCCUUGGGGAGCGAGCCUUCUAUGGGCAGCAUGAUGCAGCUACAGCAGUCUUUCCGUGGACCAGAGUUUGCUCACAGUUCAAUUGAUGUUGAAGGACCGUUUGCUAAUGUGAACAGAGAUGACUGGGAUGCAGCGGUCACCAGUUUGUUACAGGUUACACCGCUGUUCUCUCAGGCACUGUGGAGCAACACUGUACGAUGUUACCUGAUGAACACAAAAGACACACAAGCAGAAGUAGACAUCUUCCUGAGGGAAUAUGCUCCCAAACUUCAGAGAGUAUGUGAGACAUUGGGUUAUUUCUUUCAAGUUGUUUACUUCCCUGAAGAAUGUGAACGCCACUACAUGCCUGUCAAGAAAUGGGAAAUUGAAAAGAGUUCCUUAGUAAUUUUAUUUUUGGCUUCCCCCUUACCCAGCGGUCUCUGGGAGGAUUGUAAGGAAGCAUUCCUGAGGAACACUGAAGCAAAGCCUCGCAUCAUUUAUCACAAGAUGGGGGGCGGCACUCUUGCCGUUGACUGUGUCCAGCAGCUACUGGAGCAAGAUCCAAACAAGUCAAACAGAACAAAGACUAUUGAUCAUUGGGGAGAUCCAGAGGAAGGAGCACAUAAAACUUAUUGCCAAGUGGAGCAAGUCAUCAGACAGGAUCUGUUGGGUGGUGAGAUUUCUGACCCUGAUGCGAAAGAUGACCCAGCAGUUAAAGAAGAUGAGGACUUUGGCGAUCUUCUUUGGGAUGUGCAUGACGAGCAGGAGCAGAUGGAACGUUUCCAGCAAGCAUCUCAAUCUACUUGUGAGCUGGGGUUCCAGAAGUAUUUUGAUCGUUUGAAUGACUUGGUUGCGGCUCCAGCACCCAUUCCACCACUUCUUAUUUCUGGAGGUCCAGGAUCUGGGAAAUCACUUCUUCUGUCAAAGUGGAUCCAACUUCAGCAGAAACAUUCACCAAACACAUUGAUAUUGUAUCAUUUUGUUGGAAGACCCUUGACAACCAGUUCUGAGCCGGCACUUAUAAUAAAAAGACUGACUCUCAAGCUCAUGCAGCAUUCCUGGUCAGUGUCAUCAUUUUCAAUGGAUCCUGGAAAGUUUUUGGAAGAAUUUCCACAUUGGCUUGAAAAACUUUCUAUCCGUUACCAGGGAAACAUCAUCAUUAUUAUAGACUCUAUUGAUCAGAUACAGCAAUCUGAAAAACAUAUGAAAUGGCUGAUUGAUCCGUUACCAGUGAAUGUGCGUGUAAUUGUCUCUGUCAAUGUUGAAACCUGUCCUCAGACAUGGAGAUUGUGGCCUACUCUUCACUUAGAUCCUCUUAAUUCAAAAGAUGUGAAAUCCCUCAUUAGUAUGGAAUGCAACGGGGCAAAUAUUGAAUUGACCAAAGAACAGGAGAGGAAGCUGGAAAGACACUGUAGGUCUGCCACAACCUGCAAUGCCUUGUAUGUGACCUUACUUGCUAAGAUACUCAUCUGGGCCGGGAGCACCGGAAACAUUGCAGAUGUUUUACAACUUUGUAUGCAAUGUCAGGAUACGGUGUCAUUGUACAGACUUGCCCUGCGCUGUGUGCAGGAGUUCAUGCCUAGUGCCAGUGACAAGGAUCUCAUGAGAGAGGUACUGUGCUUGAUCAGUGUCAGUCACAAUGGAGUUAGUGAGUGCGAGCUGAUGGAUCUCUGCCCUGGGCUGACAUGGCCCGUCCUAACAUUUUUGGUCUACCAUAUGAAUAAGAUGGCUUUACUAGGGUACAGCUGUGGUCUUCUUCAGUUUCAACAUCUACAGGCCUGGGAAGCUGUCAGAAUGGAGUACAUGCAAGGCGGUCAGAAUAUUGUGUCUGAAUACAGAGAGAAACUUAUACAGCACUUCGCAGCAGAGUUAAGUCAAGACAGGGUGACGUGGAGAAGUGCCGAUGAACUCACCUGGCUCUUCCAGCAGCAGGGAGAAAAGCAAAAACUGCAGAGAUGUCUCAUGAACCUUUUCGUGGCACAGAAUCUUUACAAACGGGGGCAUUUUGCUGAAUUGCUCAGCUACUGGCAGCUUGUGGGGAAGGACAAAAUCUCAAUGGCCACUGAAUAUUUUGACGCAUUGAAACAGUAUGAGAAGAGCUGUGAAGGAGAGGAGAGUAUGACUCGUCUUGCAGACCUUUAUGAAACACUUGGACAGUUUCUCAAAGACUUGGGUCUUUUGGGCCAGGCGGUGAUUCCUCUACAGCGCUCCUUGGAGAUUCGAGAAACGGCAUUAGACCCUGAUCAUCCGAGUGUAGCCCAGUCACUGCAUCAGUUAGCGGGAGUCUACUUGCAGUCCAAGAAGUUUGGAAAUGCUGAGCAGUUGUACAAACAGGCUCUAGAAAUCACUGAAAAUGCUUAUGGCAGUGAACACCUCAGAGUGGCGAGGGAGCUCAAUGCACUAGCGGUGCUCUAUCAAAAACAGAACAAGUUUGAACAAGCUGAACAGCUGAGGAAAAAGUCUCUAAAGAUACGACAGAAAGCUGCAAGGAGAAAAGGCAGUAUGUAUGAGUUUGCUCUCCUGCGCCGCCGAGCUCUGCAAUUAGAAGAGCUCACAUUAGGCAAAGAUACCCCUGAUAAUGCUCGGACACUAAAUGAACUUGGGGUGCUUUACUACUUGCAGAAUAACCUGGAAACAGCGGAAAUGUUCCUUCAACGCUCACUGGAAAUGAGGGAGCGGGUUCUGGGUCCAGAUCAUCCUGAUUGCGCCCAAUCCCUCAACAAUCUGGCUGCUCUUUAUAAUGAAAAGAAGCACUAUGACAAGGCAGAGGAACUGUAUGAGCGAGCACUAGACAUCCGGAGGAGAGCCCUGUCUCCUGAUCACCCAUCCUUGGCCUACACUGUCAAGCAUCUGGCUGUGCUGUACAAAAGAAAAGGAAAACUCGACAAGGCUGUUCCUCUUUAUGAGCUGGCAGUGGACAUUCGUCAGAAGUCGUUUGGACCAAAGCAUCCCAGUGUUGCCACUGCCUUGGUGAACCUUGCAGUACUGUAUUGCCAAAUGAAAAAACAAGCAGAUGCCUUACCGCUGUAUGAGCGUGCCAUGAAGAUUUAUGAAGAUAGCUUGGGUCGAAUGCAUCCAAGAGUUGGAGAAACACUAAAAAAUUUAGCUGUCUUACGGUAUGAAGAAGGAGACUUUGAGAGGGCUGCAGAGCUGUAUAAAAGAGCUAUGGAAAUUAAAGAAACAGAAACAUCGGUCUUGGGUGUGAAAGCCCCAUCUGGUCAUUCUUCUAGUGGCGGGGACACCUAUAGCCUCCGAAAUACUCUACCAGCUGGUGCAUUCCCUGAGUAAUGACCCGAAAAUAUAUCUUGUGGUCGUUUUAAACCCACUCUAAAAUCUUCAUGAUCUGACUGUGUUAAUUGAUCUGAAGAAGGAGGUUAAUGUGCCCCAUUAUUUGUCUCUGAAUUUAACAGUAUUGGAGGGUGUAGUGAAUCAAAAUAUGUUUAUGCUCCAAAUAAAAAAAUAUAUAUUUUGAAACUUCCAAAAACAUAAUAAACCUGUCCUCUAUCCAGUAACAUUUUAUAGAUAUUCUAAAAUAAUUUAUAGAAAUAUGUAAUCAUAUUUAUUUGUAUAGUUUAUCCAACAGAUAUUAUGUAUAUAUUUUAAGUCUGUGCUUGAAAAUAAGAAUAUAUUAAUACAAAAGUAUUAUUUUAUAAAACAUUAAAUUGAUUUUCUUUUUUUA